UACUAAAAAAAUAUAUGCCUGAAAAAUUUUAGAUAUUAUGUAUGAACCUUAGUGAUUUAAGCAAAGCAGUAUAGACAAAGAUGGCUAAGAAAGCAGGAAAUGUCAAGGCUGUUAAGGCCAACUCGAAACCAGAAACUAAUAUUAAGAAUGAUAAAUCUAUAGAAGAAAUUGAAGAAGAUUUACAAUUACCAGAAUCAUCUGAAGACGAAGAAGAUGAUGAAGAAGAAGAGUUAUCUGAAGAAAGUGAAGGUGAUGAUGAUGAAGAAGAUGAUGAUGACGAUUUAGAAGGUUUAUCUAGUGAAGAUGAUGAAGAAGAGCAAAUAGAAGAAAUCAAGAUCCAAACCAAAACUUCUGGACAUACCGUUAAUAAAGUAAUCAACAAGGAACAAUCUAGUGGAUCAGCCACAGCCAAUAAGAAAUCUAAAACAGGAAUUAUAUAUAUCGGUCGUUUACCAAAUGGGUUUCAAGAGGCCGAAUUAACUCAAUAUUUUGAACAAUUCGGUAAUAUAAUAAAUUUAAAGUUAUCUAGAAAUAAGAAAACUGGUAAAUCCAAGCAUUUUGGAUUUAUCGAAUUUGAUAAUCUUGAAGUAGCUAAAAUUGCUGCCGAAACAAUGAACAAUUAUUUAUUAUUCGGACAUUUAAUAAAAUGUGAAGUUGUUGUUGAAUCAAGUCUUAACGGAAAGGAUUUAUUUAAGGGUUCAGACAGAAAGUUCAAAGUUAUCCCAUGGAAGAAGAUUUCAAAACAUAAGCAUGACAAACCAAAAUCGGAAAAGAAAUGGACUAAGUUGGUUGCCGGAUUUGAAAAACAAAAGGAAGCUAAACAAAAGGAGUUAAAAUCGAAGGGUAUUGAUUUUGAUUUAAAUAAUAUAUAAUCAAACUCUCCAAUCUUAUACAAUAGUUUUUAGCAUUUAAUGUAUAUUAUAGCACUUAGAUUCGAAAGACCAUGUCUACUUAGUUGUAUUUCAGGUUAAUUCUAAUACAAUCAAAACAAACUCUACAAUUCCAGAAAAGAAAACUUUGGAAACUGAUUGUAACAAGUUCACUUUACUCAAAUUGUAUGUUGCGCAUAGAUAUUUUAAAUGUUCCGAGAUUCUUCUUGCAUCAAGCACAGCUAAAAUGUAUACGCGGCUAUCGUUAAUGCUAGAAGUUGAACUUAACUAGAUAAUCAUUUCAAUCUGAGAACAUGUUUGGGUUAAAUCAGAAAAUGAUCUUAGAGCCGCCAAAAUCGGUUGUAACUCCUUCCCUAUUAGGCUAAGGUAUCCCGCGGUCAUAUUGAUAAGUAUUGAUGUGUGGAUGUUACUGACUGUGAUAAGUUUUUAUUAAAUAGGAAAUAAAUUUCACAAGCCAU
This is a messenger RNA of Scheffersomyces amazonensis, 1348 nucleotides long. RefSeq names its product rRNA-binding ribosome biosynthesis protein (gene NOP15). Gene Ontology annotation, molecular function: RNA binding. Bases 81 to 872 code for a protein of 263 amino acids. The transcript has a single exon. NCBI's taxonomy places the organism in Eukaryota, Fungi, Ascomycota, Pichiomycetes, Serinales, Debaryomycetaceae. The record is from RefSeq and is a predicted model, not a curated record. Gene Ontology annotation, cellular component: nucleolus. Gene Ontology annotation, biological process: maturation of LSU-rRNA from tricistronic rRNA transcript (SSU-rRNA, 5.8S rRNA, LSU-rRNA).